AUGACGGCAGAUCCGGGCGACGAGCUCCUCGCGCUGGCGUCCGCAUCGACUCUGGCGAAUACUGGAAAUCAGGUCCAGUCGAGCUCGAACGGCUUCCUAGAUGUCUUGGCGACCGGACUGGCUAUCACCGCCAGCGCGUUCCACAUCGCCAACCUUGACGUCCAGGUGCUCCUGCGCGACACCAACGCGCUCGAAGAGCUCAGCGAGGAUCUGCUCGCGCGUUUUGGAGGGACCCCACUGCCCACCAACCUUCCAAAGGCGCCAAACCAGUCGCCUUACUCCGUCAAGCUGCUGAGCGGCAAGAAUACGCCGUUCUUCAAGGAGAUUCUGCAGUCGCGUACAGGGAGCCUCGAGUUGCCGCCCCCCUGUGCCUGCCCUGAACAGGUUCAGGCUUCUCUUGUUGCUACCCAGACCAUGCUUGCCAAGCUCGGGAAGACGCUCGGCAACCUGCGCGACAGCAAGAGACGCGCCGAUACGGUGUCCCUGCACCUCCAGAAGCACGCGGAUGCGGUGGAAGUUUUCAUCGAAGACAUCACAGCCGUCCGGAUUCGGCAUUUACUGUAUUCACAGUGGUUGGAUACGUUCAGGGCAAAUAAUCCCCAUACGCGCAUGAAGCAGACGUUCUUGUGCACGUGCAAGCAGAUCACCAAGGAUAACGUGACAUCCGAUAGUUCGGGAAGUGAUGAAAGUGAAAGUGACGCCGGCGAGACGGUAGCUGUGGAUGGCGAGACCCGGCUGGGCAGAACGGGUAAGCCUUUCCGUCCCAUGCGGCUUCCGGGUAUCUGCACCUGGUGCAGCGGCGAGGGCAUGAUGUCGUUCCACUUUGGACCGCCCCUCUGCUCGCGCUGCAGAAAGCGCUACACGAAGGCGCUGACCGGUCACAUCCCUGGAGCGGCCUGCAGCUGCAUCGGAAACAAAAGUUGCAAAGGGUGCACCGUCAAGAAGGGCGCCGCCCUCGGCCUCAAGCCAGAAAAUUAUCGGCCGCGCUCGAAAAACAAUAACCAGGACGUCGGAGAACUCAACGACCUC
Molecule: messenger RNA, 1029 nt
Organism: Mesorhabditis spiculigera
Lineage: Eukaryota; Metazoa; Nematoda; Chromadorea; Rhabditida; Rhabditidae
Source: the annotation of a GenBank genome assembly